AUGGCUCCAUUCUCAGGUGUUCUCGAGGCCCGACCCUUUAAAGUGUCUGUCUCAGAGGAAGCAAUCACAGACUUCAAGCAGCUUCUACGUCUUGCGAAGAUCGGGCCUGCUACUCUUGAGAACUCCACAAAGGCCAGUCCAGCGUAUGGCCUCUCGCGAGAGUGGACAGAGAAUGCGCGAGAGUAUUGGUUGAACAAUUAUGACUGGCGAAAAACCGAACAACGCAUCAACUCUUUCGAGAGUUUCAAGGCAAACAUUGCAAGCGGCGCUGGUGAUGCCACUGAUGUGCAUUUCAUCGCCCUUCGAUCUGCCAAGGAGAAUGCAAUUCCGGUGGUCUUGCUUCAUGGGUGGCCUGGAAGUCCGCUGGAGUUCCUCGGUCUGCUUGAGAACGCUCGCGCCAAGUACGGUACCGACGAGUUACCUUAUACCUUUAUCGUACCAUCCUUGCCAGGCUACGGGUUCUCAUCCGGGCCAUCGCUGCAGACAGAGUCGACCUGUGAGUCGAUGGCGGAAGUGAUUAACAGUCUCAUGCUCGGGCUCGGCUUUGGAAGUGGAUACAUCGCCCAAGGCGGUGAUAUUGGCAGCUUCGUUGCUCGCAUACUGGCAGCCAGACAUGGAGCUUGCAAAGCGGCGCACAUCAACUUUGCUCUAAUGCCGCCGCCGGAAGGCGUUCCACCAGAGAAUAUUGAUCCAGCGGAACUGCAGGGCCUACAGCGAGCGGGUGCGUUCGGAGCUCAAGGAGAUGCGUAUGCAAGAGAACAUGGCCAGCGCCCUGCCACGAUCGGACUCCUGCUCUCUACAUCGCCGCUGGCAUUGCUGAUAUGGAUCGGCGAGAAGUUCCUGGACUGGGUAGAUGAGCCUCUAAGCCUAGACCAGAUCCUGGACAGCGUCUCAUUGUACUGGUUCACCGAGACAUUCCCCCGAGCCAUCUAUCCUUACCGCCAGUUCUUUGGUCCAGCUCCAGAGGCUAUUCCAUUGAAGCACUAUGUCGAUAAACCUUUGGGCUACUCGUGCUUUCCGGCAGAGAUUGCACCUAUUCCGAAAGCAUGGGUCGCCACGACUGGCAACCUUGUCUGGUACAAACGUCAUGAGAAGGGUGGGCAUUUCGCAGCCAUGGAGAGACCGCAGCACUUAUUGCAAGAUAUCGAAGAAUUUGUGGCAGCUGUGUGGAAGUAA
Fulvia fulva is the source of this 1176-nucleotide messenger RNA. Its product is annotated as Putative epoxide hydrolase. NCBI's taxonomy places the organism in Eukaryota, Fungi, Ascomycota, Dothideomycetes, Mycosphaerellales, Mycosphaerellaceae. The coding region runs from base 1 to 1176 and encodes 391 amino acids. Gene Ontology annotation, biological process: epoxide metabolic process. The transcript is spliced from 4 exons. The record is from RefSeq and is a predicted model, not a curated record. Gene Ontology annotation, molecular function: epoxide hydrolase activity.